AAAUUCUCAUAUUGCAUUAAAAAUUACUAUUUCCUUGGAAGGUGGGAGAUUCACCUUUGGUGUCGUCGUUUUCAGACCUAAAUGUUAAUUUCCAAGUCGGAUAGUCCAACAGAGUGAGCGAAGAAAAUUUUUAAGGCAUGAUAAUCUAUCGAGAAUCAUCCAGUCUGUGACCUUCCCGAAAUUAUGGAAGGCCCAGUCGUCUCCAACAAUAAAUACUAAUCUCUCAUUCUAUUCUUUCGUUCCGUGGAAGAUUAGUGCGGCGGCAAGUGUAGCUAGAUCCUGAGGUCAAAGGAAGCCAUGGAUAUUGACAAUCUGCCCAAAUGCUCUGCAAAUUACACGGCUCUGACGCCGCUUUGGUUUCUUCAGCGGGCAGCUCUGGUGCAUCCCAAGCGCAAGUCGGUCAUCCAUGGCGCAAAGCACUAUACUUGGGCUCAGACUUACCAGAGAUGUAGGCGCCUCGCCUCUGCUCUUGCUCGUCACAGCAUUGGCCUCGGCAACACGGUGGCUGUGUUGGCACCAAACAUUCCGGCCAUGUACGAAGCACAUUUCGGGGUGGCCAUGGCGGGAGCCGUGUUGAAUUGCGUCAACAUUCGUUUGGAUGCGCGAAUGGUGGCGUUCUUGCUGGAACAUUCCAGGGCGGCAGCGGUGCUGGUGGAUCAGGACUUCUUUGCACUUGCGCAGGAGGCGCUAGGGUUGAUCCGCGCAAAGCCUGGAUUUCGAGAACCAGUCCUAGUGGUGAUAGCAGACGAGGCCUGCGAGAGUAGUAAUUUGGAAAGGGCGUUGAAGCAGGGAGCGGUGGAGUAUGAGGAAUUUUUGGGAGGAGGAGAUCAUGAGUUCGAAUGGAGGGCACCGGAGGACGAGUGGCAGAGCAUCGCGCUGGGGUAUACGUCGGGCACCACUUCGGAUCCCAAGGGUGUGGUGCUCAGCCACAGGGGUGCCUACUUGUCCUCUCUCGGCGCCUCCCUUGCCUGGGAUAUGGCUGACGGUUGUGUUUAUCUCUGGACUCUGCCCAUGUUUCAUUGCAAUGGUUGGUGUUACACCUGGGCGACGGCAGCGUUAUGCGGCACCAGUGUUUGCCUACGCCAGGUAACAGCAAAGGCAAUCUUUAGCGCCAUAGCGAAGCACAAGGUCACACAUUUCUGCGCUGCGCCAAUUGUGCUGAACACAAUAAUCCAUGCCCCAGCAGAGGAUCGGGUUCCCAUCCCGUCGGGCGUGCACGUGAUGACCGCUGGGGCAGCGCCACCGGCCUCUGUUUUAUCCGCCAUGGAAAAACAAGGGUUUCGGGUUACACACACCUACGGACUCUCGGAAACCUACGGACCCUCCACUGUGUGCGCAUGGAAGGAGGAGUGGAAUUCUCUCCCACUGCCCCAACGGGCCGCCCUCAAAGCCAGGCAGGGCGUACGCUACCUCGCGCUUGAAGGCCUGGAAGUCGUUAACCCAGACACCAUGGUCCCCGUUCCUGCGGACGCAACCUCAAUUGGAGAAAUAGUGAUGAGAGGCAACAUGGUAAUGAAGGGGUACCUCCACAACCCUAAGGCUAACCAGGAGUCUUUUAGAGGCGGUUGGUUUCACUCAGGGGACCUGGCAGUGAAGCACCCUGACGGGUACAUAGAGAUCAAGGACAGGGCUAAGGAUAUCAUUAUCUCUGGUGGUGAGAAUAUAAGCAGCUUGGAGGUGGAGAAUGCCAUUUAUGGUCAUCCCCAUGUGUUGGAGGCCUCGGUUGUGGCCAGACCAGACGAAAGGUGGGGGGAGUCCCCUUGUGCCUUCAUAACAUUGAAAUCUUCUUCUUCUAACUCUGCCCAAGAGAGGGAAUUAGGGGAGGAUAUAAUGAAAUAUUGCCGAGACAGGCUGCCACGUUAUAUGGUUCCCAAAUCAGUGGUAUUUGGCUCCUUGCCUAAGACUGCAACGGGGAAGAUCCAGAAGCACAUUCUCCGGGCAAAGGUCAAGGAAUUGGGACCCGUGCGUUACAGCAAAUUAUAAGGAUUUAAGUGGUUUGCGUAACAGCAAAUUGUAACGGUGUAAGUGGUUUGCUUUAGGAGUAAGAGGGCUUGCUUAAUUGUUUACUUUAUACUCAAUACUCCCCAUCUUUUCAAAUUGGACGAACAUGGUGCAUUUGGUGCUAAUUUUUGUGUUGAAUGUAAUUCAUAUAAAAUUUAUAUUUUUUUAUUUUUAUUU
Messenger RNA from Cryptomeria japonica (Japanese cedar), 2178 nucleotides. Its product is annotated as acetate--CoA ligase CCL3. The record is from RefSeq and is a predicted model, not a curated record. Lineage: Eukaryota; Viridiplantae; Streptophyta; Pinopsida; Cupressales; Cupressaceae. Bases 298 to 1983 code for a protein of 561 amino acids. The transcript is spliced from 3 exons.